Melanotaenia boesemani (Boeseman's rainbowfish) is the source of this 8845-nucleotide messenger RNA. RefSeq names its product adhesion G protein-coupled receptor L1-like. Gene Ontology annotation, biological process: G protein-coupled receptor signaling pathway; cell surface receptor signaling pathway. Gene Ontology annotation, molecular function: G protein-coupled receptor activity; carbohydrate binding. The coding region runs from base 937 to 6603 and encodes 1888 amino acids. Lineage: Eukaryota; Metazoa; Chordata; Actinopteri; Atheriniformes; Melanotaeniidae. The transcript is spliced from 26 exons. The record is from RefSeq and is a predicted model, not a curated record. Gene Ontology annotation, cellular component: membrane.
AGCGGAUGGAAAGAGCGAAGAAGAGAGAAGGACGGAUACAAGGCGAGGCCAGGAGCGGGAAACCUUAUCUCUCCUGGCUGUCCAGCUGUUGUCUUUGUGUAUUUUUGUUUUUUUGUUUUCUUUUUACCCCAGCAUAUAUUUAACGCGAUUAUUGCCCCCUCUUUUUAAAAAGCCUAAUAAAUCCCCACAUCCGUCCUGAUGUGCCGCUGCGUCUCAUCACGAUUCGUCAAGGAUAUGCGAAGCGGCUGUUAUCACGUCGACGUUAUUUUUUUCCAUUGAAAUACGAGGAUGUACUUAAUGAACGAUGCUGGAGACAUAGGACCAACAAUGACAAGCGACAGCAGGGCUUGGUGAGCUGUAGAAAUCGAAGGAGGGACGCAGAGCAACCACGGUUUGUGCAGUUAUUUGCGCCUAAUUAUUAAUGUUUUUAUAGUCCAUCGUGCAUUUUUGCUCCCUUUAUACUUCGGAGCUCUUAAGGCCUACAGCCCGCAUUACCUCCGGGCAUGAAACCCGUGGGAAUUAUGAUACCAACGUGACGCACAGUCACACAACACAGCGGGGAAGACAUCGAGCCUCGACAGGACGGAGGGAGGGUGUGAGGUCCAGCGGAGCAGAGCUCUGCACAGUACACUGAUCACAGGGAGGAGGGAGCGGACGCCCAGUUGUUGGACAUAUCGUGCUAAUGACUGACAUAUAAUCCAGCUGGUACAGCACAUCAAAAUUUUCCUAUCGAUUUUUUUUAUUAUUAUUAUUUUUUUUUUUCAUGCAUCGGACGCAGAGGAGCAGGAGACAAGGAGUAGAGUUCAGUGGGUGAGGGCGCGGAGACGGGAUGCGGGAGACGCAGUGAGCGCGGAGGAGGAGGAAGAGGGAAACCGGAGGAUUGACGGCUCUCCUAUCGCAGCUGGUGGUGUGACGUCCUAACUCUUCCUUCCCAGCAUGGCUGUGUCACUGUGGUUCACAGGGGUGUGUGUGCUCACUCUGACUUACGUCUCCCCUUCUAGCCAGGCGAUGUCCCGGGCCGCCAUGCCAUUUGGGCUGCUGCGCCGGGAACUGGCAUGCGAGGGUUACCCCAUAGAGCUACGCUGCCCGGGAAGCGAUGUGGUUAUGGUGGAGACAGCUAAUUACGGACGCACUGAUGACAAGAUCUGUGAUGCAGACCCCUUCCAGAUGGAGAACACACAGUGUUACCUCCCGGAUGCACUAAAGAUUAUGUCCCAGAGAUGUAACAACAGAACUCAGUGUGUGGUGGUUGCCGGGGUCGACGUCUUCCCAGACCCCUGCCCCGGAACAUACAAGUACUUGGAGAUUCAGUAUGAGUGUGUCCCUUACAAAGUGGACCAAAAAGUUUUCGUGUGUCCUGGCUCACUGCUCAGCAUCCAGCCAGCCUCCUCACUCCUGGAGGCAGAACAUCAGUCAGGGGCCUGGUGUAAGGACCCCCUACAAGCUGGUGACAGGUUGUAUGUCAUGCCUUGGACACCGUAUAGAACAGAGGUGCUGUAUGAAUAUGCCUCGUGGGAUGACUUCCGGCAGAACAGAGUCACCACUACCUAUAAGCUGCCUAGCCGUGUGGAUGGUACUGGCUUUGUGGUGUACGAUGGCGCUGUGUUUUAUAACAAGGAGCGAACACGCAACCUGGUCAAGUAUGACUUGCGCACACGUAUCAAGAGCGGUGAGGCAGUGGUGGUCAAUGCCAACUACCAUGACACCUCUCCUUACCGCUGGGGAGGGAAGUCAGACAUCGAUCUGGCAGUGGACGAGAACGGCCUGUGGGUUAUCUACUCUACUGAAGCCAAUAACGGACGCAUCGUGGUCAGCCAGGUGAACCCAUACACCUUGCGAUUUGAGGGCACAUGGGCCACAGGCUUUGACAAACGUGGGGCGAGCAAUGCCUUCAUGGCCUGUGGUGUGCUCUACGCUGUGCGCUCCGUCUUCCAGGAUGAUGAAGGGCAGGCAGACAGUCGAGCCAGCAGCAACAUGGUGGUUUACGCCUAUGACACCAGCCGCGGACAGGAGCUCCCAGUUCAGAUUCCAUUCCCCAACCCUUACCAGUAUAUCUCAUCCAUAGAUUACAACCCUAGAGACAACCAGCUGUAUGUGUGGAAUAACUAUUAUGUGCUUAGAUAUCCUCUACAGUUUACUCCUCCACCACCAACUAAAGGUCCCCUCUCAUCACUGAUGACAACCGUCCGCUCCUACACAGCUACAGUCGCCUUGACUCCAGUGCGGCCAUCAGCCUCACACCCAAUUGGCGUCAUCAACAGGGGCCCUUUUGACCAGCGGCCAAUCACAGCCAUGGUUCCACUCACCCCACGCCCUCCUCUGCGUGUCCCCUUGGCUCCUGGCGGGCCCGGCCAGGUGAGCGGAUGUGAGGGCCGGGUGGCGCGAGGCGUUCAGUGGCCCCCAACUCUAAAGGGCGAGACAGUGGAGAGACCCUGCCCUAAAGGAUCUCUGGGUAUAGCCUCCUAUCAAUGCAUGUCUUCCCCGGUGGGAUGGAACUCCAGAGGACCUGACCUUUCCAACUGCACCUCUCCCUGGGUCAGCCAAAUUGCACAGAAGAUUAAGAGCGGAGAGAACGCUGCCAACAUUGCCGGGGAGUUGGUCAACCUGACCCGGGGGCGGAUCUAUGCCGGUGAUGUCAGCAUGUCCGUCAAACUAAUCGAACAGCUGCUGGACAUACUGGACUCUCAGCUUCAGGCUCUGAGACCAGCCAAUAAAGAGCCAGCAGCACGUAAUUACAACAAGCUACAGAAGAGAGAACGAACGUGCAAGGCUUAUGUUCAGGCGGUUGUUCAGACAGUUGACAACCUGCUGGGCCCUGAAGCUCUGGUGUCCUGGGCCGACAUGAGCAGUGUGGACCAGUCACGCUCUGCAUCACUGCUACUGGAUGCGGUUGAAAAAGGAGCGUUUCUAUUGGCUAAUAAUCUCUAUGAGGGCCGUUUUAGUGACAGAGCGCCAAAUAUUGAUCUGGAGGUCUACGUGCUAAAUACAGAGGCAGACAUACAGGACUUGACGUUUCCUCACUCCUAUGACAGUGACAGCAUCCUACAGAUAUCAGCAUUGGCUCUACAACAGUACAGUAACAAUGGCCAAGUAAAGCUGGUCCUUUCCCUCUAUAAGAACUUGGGCUCCUUCUUGACCACCCAGAACUCAACCUUGCGGCUGGGGCUGGGGCUGGGCCAGGGCUCAGAUGCCAGGCACAAGACCCUCGUGGUCAACUCUCAUGUCAUCUCAGCCUCUGUGCACAGAGGCUCCAACAGAGUGUACCUCACUGAACCAGUGAUCUUCACUCUCAGACACCUUCAGCUGGAGAAUCACUUUGGUCCCAACUGUUCUUUCUGGAACUCAUCAGGAGUCUCUGGGAGUGGCAGGUGGUCUACACAGGGCUGCCGCCUGUUACACACAAACAACACACACACAACUUGCGCCUGCAACCAUCUGUCCAGCUAUGCUGUCCUCAUGACAUACCAGCAACCUGCUUUCGGGGCUGGUGUAGAGGAGCUUCUGGUCUAUGUGGUUUCCUGGGUCGGUAUCUCAGUUGCGCUGGUGUGUCUGGUUACCUGCCUUAUCACCCUCUGCUGCCAGGGGGUGCCCUGGCACACAGACCACAGCACCAUUCACUGCAACCUAUGGGCCAAUCUGCUCAUCACAGAACUCCUCUUCCUUAUUGGUGCCAACAAAACCAAAUACACUGUUGUGUGCUCCAUCACUGCUGGCCUGCUGCACUUUUCCCUGCUGGCAGUGUUCUGCUGGCUGUGUUUGGAGGGGGUGGAACUGUACCUGCUACAGCGUGAGGUUUUCGAGGGACGUAACUCCAGGAGGAAAUAUUUUUACCUCUGUGGCUACUCAAUUCCUGGGCUGGUGGUGGCUGUGUCUGCAGCUAUUGAUUUCAGAGGCUAUGGAUCAAACACAGCAUGCUGGCUGCGCACUGACAAUUACUUCAUCUGGAGUUUCCUCGGACCUGUAGCCCUCAUCAUUACGUUGAACCUGGUUGUUUUGGUGAUGACCUUACAUAAGAUGCACAGCACUGCUGCUCUGAAACCAGACUCCAGUCGUCAUGACAACCUCCGGGCCUGGGCGGUGGGGUCCUUGACACUUCUUUUCCUGCUGAGUGUCACCUGGUCCUCAGGCCUGAUGUUCCUAUCUGGCCCAUCCCUCUUACUGGCUUACCUCUUUUCCUCCCUCAACACUGCCCAGGCCCUCCUCAUCACUAUACUGCACUGUACGCUCGCUAGGAAGGGUCAGAAGGAUUACGGCCGCUGCAUGCGUCUCUCGCAGUGCUGUGCAACUUCCACAUCAAGCUCUCCAGACUCAGUGAAAGGUGCUGCCCUUCGCUCCAACAGCCGCUACACCAGCAGCCAGGGUCGCAGAGCCACUGCUAACAGACAGAGCCGCAUCAGAAGGAUGUGGAAUGACACUGUUCGUAGACAGACUGAAUCCUCUUUCAUUGCUGCAGAUGUUAACAACACUCCUACUCUAAACCGAGCUGCUUUGGGAAACCAUUUCCUCACUAACCAGGUGCUGCAAACGCAUGCUGGGGCGUCUCCUUAUGAUACAAUGCUAGCCCAGGGAUACACUCAACCCUUCACCUCUACAGUAGGAACCUUCAGAAACAAGCAGAAGGGUGGUGUGUCACAGAGCCAAGAGUCCUGUGGGUUGGACAGUGUGUGUCUAAAUGGAGGUUAUACCCCUAACACCUUCACCCUGCAUGGUCUGGGGACAACGCCUGGGUCCCGAGCUGGUGUGGUGGGCAGUGCUGACCUUCUGAGGGAAGGAGGAGUUGGGAUGGGGGGGGACGACAUCUCUCCAGGCCUCCUCACACCACACGGCUCCACAGAUUUAGGCAGUGGAGGUGGGAUGCGUCGCAAUCUGUCAGACGCAGCUGCACUGGAGAAGAUGAUUAUCUCAGAGCUGGUGCAGAGCAACCUGAGGCCCUCAGUUCCCAUGCCUGUGCCUCCUGAGCGUUACGGAAGCUUGGCAAGGCCCCACCACCACGACAGGGCAGCUCUUACUCACACUGCCACUUUAACUCGACAUGCACAGCCAUCCCAAGAGGGCUGGGCUGCCACGGUGCAGCCAAACACACGGCACAACGCACAAGAGGGCUGGGCACAUACAAGACAGCACACGCUAGACACUGAACCGCACUCUACAACACGUGGACAAGAUCACGCCACAACACCACGUGUACAAGAUGGCUGGUCACACGCAGUUGUUUCUGGAGAUUCCGAUUCCCGUGAGCUGCUGAAGGAUGGGGACAGGUCACAGCUCCAAGGUACUCUCAGCCGCCGCGGGCAUCAGGACAGGCAGCAAGCAUGUCCCCCUGAUGUUCAGGCUCGGCCCUACUCUACCCUCAGCCGCACCCCAGGUACUCUGUCGCGCCACCGCAGCACAGUGGAACCAAGCGGAGUCACGGACAGAGACAGGGAGAGAGAAAGGGAUCGUUACCGGGACAGGCCUCUCCCACCUCCUCCUCCACCUCCCCCGCAGGAAUCGGAGCCCCUGUACAAAGCUCUCGAAGAGCCGCUGCUGAUGAAACAGAGAGAUGCAGGCAUAGAGGCAUGGCGAGGUGGCCAGGAAAGAGAGAAGGAUGAGACAUUUCUUCUGAAACGCGAUACAGUAAAUGACCAAUGGAGAGGAGGAGUUGAGAGGGGAAGAGAUGAAUCUUUCACCUCUCAGAAGCAAGACGGCGAGAUGGAUGAGUGGAGAGUUGGCAUUGAGAGGGGGAGAGAGGAAUCUCGAAUGUUGGAUAAGAGAGAAGGAAGGAUGGAGGUGUGGCGAGGAGGACAGGCAGAGCAGGAGGAAACUUUUAUAACUCAGAAGAAAGAUUUUGAGAUGGAUGGGUGGAGAGGUGGGAUAGAAAGAGAGAAAGACGAAUCCUUGUUUCUGAAUGACAGGGAUGGUUGGAGAGCAGGGUUUGAACGAGACAAUGAGAAACAGAAGGAUAGAGCACUGGAUGUGUGGAGAGGAGGGGUGGAUUUGGACAGGGAAGAAUCCUUCUUGUUUGAGAGCAAAGAUGGGGGUCUUGACGGAAAGAAGAGAGGGAAAGAACGAGGAUCUCUUCGGUAUCAUGGAGAACGACAGGAUUCUGAUGGCUUCACCCUGCCUUUGACCCCAGACCUUGACCUGGACCCUGACUCUUCGCCUAUCUAUGCCCGAGAUUCAAAUCCCUCCCCCCUCUACCCUGCAGAUCGAUGCUCUCCACCACUCAGCAUCUUCCCUCGAAACUCUCCCCCAACAAAUAUAUUUGCUCCUCGGGAAAAUAACUCCCCUCCUACCAACAUCUACUCCCGCCACUCCCCGCAAGUGUACAGCCGCAGCAGUUCUCCUCCACGCUUUUACACCCGCACUUCUCCCCCAACCCUCUCAUACCCUGACAGCAGCCCUGAAGGCCCAGAAGAAAUAAGCCCCACUGGUGGUCAGCCCCAGCGGCCUGCUCUGGAACUGCCCUACAGUCUGGGGCGACCCCCACUAGGUCCUCGGCCCAAUCACCUGCAAACCUUCUACCAGCCGCCACCGCUGGCUUCAAAUGGAGAGACAGGGUACUCAGCAGAGCCCACCUCUGAGGGAGACGAUGGACAGAUGCAGCGAGUGACGAGUCUGUGACUAGGGCGGUGGUGAUUGGGGAAUAGAUACCAGGGAGGAGGAGGAAGACGGUGAUAAUUUCUACAAAUAAUGAUGACCAAGCUGAUGGAAACUAGGAAAAUGUUAAAGAUAAUGAUGAUAGACUACUUUCUUAAAGGGAUACGUGUUUUUUUUUUUUUUUUUUUUAAUAGGGUUGUGUGAACCACUUAUGAAUAGUCGGUGUCUUACUUGCAGUAGAUGGCAGUCAGAGGACUCUCAGAUUGAAGUCAGAAAGGAAUUCUGACAUUUAGUUAUAUUGAAAAUUUUUGUACAGCAUCACUUUUUAAUAACUCACUUACUUUGUCACUGUUUUCUCAGCUGAGGUAUCUGUGUUGCUCCAUGUGGCACACUAUUGCAGGCACAUUGGUUGCACAAUGUAUCCUGCAGCUAAUCAGCUAUGACUUUAAAUGAUCUUGGUUUAAUCCCUAAAAUGAAUGAGACAGUAAAAACGAGCUGAAAACCUGGAGAAGCACAAACACUUAAUAUUGUUUAAAACUUUGCAAAAGUAACCCCCAGCAGUAAGUCAUCAAACAAAUGUAACAACUUCUGACACAUUCAGCAGAUCAGUGGUAAGACAAUUAGCAGCCACCAUGGUUACAAUGAUGCAUAUCAGUGCAGUCGUUCUUUAGAAGAUAGUGAAGCAAUGUCUGAAACCGAGAGCAUUCUGCAGGGUAGACCUUAACCACUCAUAGCUACCUCACACAGCCCCAUUUAAAAAGAAAAAGAAUAUCCCUUUAACAACUAUGACAGUAUCAAUGAUGGCUCCUCCCUGCUUCUAUCUCCUGAUCACCACGAGAUCUCUCCCCUUCCAUCUUUUGUUACUUUUGAUGACUGUAAUUCAUUCAUAGUUCCUCCUUUUUGUCAUCCUGUCCCUCUUUUGUCUUUCUUGAAAACCUGCUGUGUCAUUCCCUCUCAUUGGUGCUUACUCUAAUUGGUCCAUCAUCUCAGUUUCUAUUGCUUCAUCGACUGGGUGUUGCCCCUCCCUGUAGCAAACAGUGUGUCAAAAAAGCACUUGUGUGUUGCCAAAAAUCCUCUCAAAGAACAUCUGCAUGACUUAAUAGUAGCUCUAAAAAGCUACAUACCGUAGGAGGACAUGCUGAAGUAUACAUGCGAGUGUGUGUGCAUAGCUUGAUAAGCAUGUGUGUGUGUGUAUGUGUGUGUGUGUGUGUGUGCGCGCGUGUAAGGAUGUGUAUAUGUAUGCAAGAGAGAAAAUGUGUGUAUAUAAAUCAUUAUUGUAUAAUUAAUGUAUCACAUUGAAGCAUUUUAUCAAGAGCUACCAGAGGGCCUCUUACACACAUCAGCUCCUUCUGAUUUUGACUCUUGACCUGUCCUGUUUCACAUGAUGACCAAAACUUCUGUCGCUCCCCCCAAACCUGCCACUAACUGUUCGCGGUGGAACUUGUUGCCAUGGAGUUUGUCAUAGCAACUGAACACUUGACUGCAGAGCCAGAGAUCAUGUAAAACCUCAGAACUUUUCUGCAACGCCCUGAGAUCCUUGUACAUAUCGACCUCAAGUGUUCUAAUUGUCUUGUAUUGCUAUUGAAGUUCCAGUAAACAUGUGAAAUAAAUGUUCCUGUCUUUCUGUUUGUGUGCACACAGAGAGAUGGAUGCAUUCUGAAAAUAUGUUAUAUUUAUAUUAGAAAACAAGACAAGAAAUAUUGAUUAGCUGCAUAAAACACAGAACUGAACAGCUUCCAGAAAUAAGGAUUGUCCUAUGCUGUAAUAGAAAGCACCAGUAAACGUUGCUUUAUAAUCUGACUACAGACAGAAAUACUGUUAUAAACACUUUUAUCGAACACCUGCAGCUACUUUACAAAAACCAAAAACAGCUAUUAUGAACCAGGAGAUACAAACUGUUCAACACAUUAUAGCAAGCAUGAUUAAAGAUUUUCACCAAGUCAGAUGAUUAUUUAUCUAAAUCUGAAUGAGCAUUAGAAUUUAGGUCACAUGACCUGGUCCUGGUUAGAUGUUAUCAUGUAGUCAGCCUGGUCUGUAAUCAGGGACAGUAGCGUGUGGGACAAGCUAACUGGAAAGAAAAUAAGUCAUUUUUAGUAAAAAACAAUAAUUGUGACUAUUGUCUUAAUAUGCUCAUAGUGUUUUUCAGCAACUUUUAAAAAAAUAUGUAUUUCUUAAAAAGGUCAAUGUCUGUUAUUCUGAUUUUGUUUCAAACAUGUUUACAUCACAACAAAAAUACUAAUAAAAAAGACUUUUAUUGCACAGGUAC